Molecule: messenger RNA, 2978 nt
Organism: Dicrocoelium dendriticum
Lineage: Eukaryota; Metazoa; Platyhelminthes; Trematoda; Plagiorchiida; Dicrocoeliidae
Source: the annotation of a GenBank genome assembly
UGUAGUGACCAUGACAUUUUACUCCAUCAAACAUCACAUUCAGACUUGUACACAUUUUGUUUUACUUUGCACCCGUCCAAAGCCUAUAUAUACUGGACUGCGAUUUUGAACCAGGUCCGCCAUCUUGCCCGCGCGUUGCCGGCUGUUGCGCUCCUACGUGGUGUUACUCAUUGCUUCACCAUUUUCUCCCAUUGUCCUCAAGCUAUAUUCACAUAGCUAUUGUACAUAGCUAUUUUCUCAAGACAAUCUUUAUAUCCCGCCGUCUUCUGUCUUACCGGGCUACGAAUUUCUUGUGUAGCAUUCGUCAAGGCGCUACAUAAUUGGUGACCCCAAUCGCAUUCCGGUGAGUUCGUUCCAUUUUUUUGGUUUUUUCCACGCAAGCCAUGACGUCAGUUUCUAAAAAGUGUGAAGAUUCACAGUCGGUGCAAGCGGUAUCUCUUGUAGUUCCACCAUUUAUUGAAAAAGAUCCCGUUUUAUGGUUCAUGAUUUUAGAAGCUGAGUUUACUUCUAAGCAUGUCACUAGCGAUUCUGCAAAGUUUAAUCACUUGCUAACACGCCUGCCGACUGAUAUUACUUUAGCACUACGUGAUCUUAUUAUUACAUCUUGUCCUCCUGACCGCUAUAAUUCUCUCAAGAACGCGGUAAUAAAGCGUGUUACUCCCUCAUUGAAGUCCCGCCUGCAUAAACUUUUUACUGGUCUACAGCUAGGUUCUAGUAAGCCAUCCGCGCUAUUGCUAGAGAUGCGUGGUCUUCUUCAAGGAUUGCAUAUGGACGAGUCGCUGCUUCGAGAGUUAUGGCUUCAGCGUUUGCCUGAAAACGUACAAGCUAUGCUAUCGCUUGCGAAAUCGCAGCCUUUGUCAGAAGUUGCAGAUAUUGCUGAUGACAUGAUGGAUCGCUUCACCGGACCACCGUGUCCGUCGUCUAGUUCUCUUCGCUCACCUGACGUAGGUUUUACUGUUGACCCUUCGGUCCAAACCAUCGACACCGCUACUCCACCUUCGACUGGUGAGCUCUUAGCAGAGAUAGCCGCGCUACGGCAAGAAGUUCAAAACUUAAAGUUACAUCGGCACCCACGGGAUUCUCCAUCCCGUUCCCCUAGCCCAUCUCGAAGACGAACACGACUCCCAAUUUGCCGUUAUCACGCACGUUUUGGAAGUUCCGCUAGAAAUUGUAUAAAACCAUGCUCAUUUCCCGUAACGAGAAAAAGGACAGGCCGACACGUAUUGGCGACGAACGCCGUCGGCCGAAGUCGUCCAAAUCGCCUCUUCAAAAUCGUUGAUAGGAACACUGGGAUCAUGUUCCUGGUUGAUACCGGGGCGGAAGUUAGCGUGAUCCCACCGGUUCCAGGCGACGCGACUAAGCCACAGACAACCAACUUGCGUGCCGCUAACGGCACCGCUAUCCGAGUUUUCGGUCAACGCUCCCUUACCAUUGACCUCGGACUACGACGUCCCUUUCGAUGGAUUUUCACCAUCGCUGCUGUUCCGUUUGCUAUAUUGGGUAUCGACUUCCUCCAACACUUCGAUCUUCUCGUCGAUGCGCGUCAUCGCAAACUCGUUGACCAAAAGACCCAGCUUUUCACAUGUGGAGUUCGCACACCUUGUGUUUCUGUCACUCCCAUUUACAUUCAGCCUGAAGCUGAUAAGGAAUUUUUAGAUCUGUUCAGACAGUUUCCGCAGCUCGUCCGCUCAGCUGACGCUACUCUUCCGGUCGCAUCUAGCGUUACGCACCAUAUACGAACCCGUGGCCCACCGGUUUCUGCACGGCCACGACGUCUCGCCCCUGAUAAGCUAAAAGCCGCUAAGGCGGAAUUCGAGCACAUGCUCGAACUUGGUAUCAUCCGUCAUUUUCGUCCUUUUCUAGAGGGCAGAAGCUUUACCGUCUUUACUGACCACAAACCUUUAGUUUAUGCCCUCGACUCGUCAUCGACCUUAACGCAAUCUACAGAGCCACCUGUAACGACGCCCAGCUUUACAGCUCCACCACAAUCCCAGUCACCCGAUUCGCCUCAAACUAAUACCAGUCACGGUAGAAGAGUUCGUAAACCUGUUCGUUUCUCCGAUUUUGUCGAAUUCAUCCACACCUCAUGAAUCUUUUUCAUUUUCUCUCGUUGUUUGUAUUAUGCUUUUCCGUAAAUAUCUGAAUCUGUCUCCCCGAGUUUUUUCCCCCAUCUAUCAGGUAAAGUCAUGAGGCUGGCACGUUUGGGUCCGUCCGUUCAAUGGUUGGCUGUUUCUCAAUUGUUUGGUCGUUUGGAUGCUUUGGUCUACCCCCAACGCUUUGUCGUCUCGCCCGCCCACGUUGGCCUUUGGAUCGUGGUCUGCUUGGCUCAAUUUGGCUCGCCUUGGUCGUUUGUCUGGCUCGCCUUCCUGGCUUUGGCUGCUCGUGUGCCUGGCUCGUUGUUUUUGGUCCCCCCCACGGCUCGCCGGUACGAACAGGAUUUCAGCUUCGUUGUGGCAGUGGAUUGGAAUGCGGUGGGGGGAGUGACCUCUCCCAAGCGCACCGUCUUCAGCAGCGGUGAAAGGUCCUACCGGCCCUUUUUCUGGAUUAUCCAGUUUUUUGUAGUCCGGUGUGCCCGCUGGGACGGCCCACCGAUGAUGCAUUCCAAUCCACAAGAAGAUUAAAUAAUCCAAAUACAACCGAACUCCUGUGAUUCUGCCUUUAUACAUUUGCAAGCCAACAGCGAUCGAAGUCCUCGUCCCUCGGCCUUCUAGGGGGAGGCCUGUGUAGUGACCAUGACAUUUUACUCCAUCAAACAUCACAUUCAGACUUGUACACAUUUUGUUUUACUUUGCACCCGCCUAAAGCCUAUAUAUACUGGACUGCGAUUUUGAACCAGGUCCGCCAUCUUGCCCGCGCGUUGCCGGCUGUUGCGCUCCUACGUGGUGUUACUCAUUGCUUCACCAUUUUCUCCCAUUGUCCUCAAGCUAUAUUCACAUAGCUAUUGUACAUAGCUAUUUUCUCAAGACAAUCUUUAUAUC